UACAGGACACAGGAGGCCCUCAGGAAGGAUGGCCCAGAAGAUAGCGCUGCUCCUAGGCGGACCUGUUUCCUCUUGUGGGCGGAGUCUCGGUGCUCGUGACACCCGGGCCUGAGUUCCCCCGCAAGCGUCGGAAAGUUAGAGCCACUAGGGGCUGGUGACCCAGUGCCCCGCAGUCCGGACACAGGUUUCUUGAUCCCAGCUUCAUGGCGGCAAUAAGGCCGCUGCUGCUGGCGGCGCUGAUGUGGGUCCCGGCCAGGACCCUGACCUGCUACGGGGACACGGGGCAGCCUGUAGACUGGUUCGUGGUCUACAAGUUGCCCGCCAAGAGCGGGUCCCAGGAUGCGUCGCAGAGCGGGCUGCGGUACAAAUACAUGGACCCGGGCUCAGGAGGCUGGCGCAACGGUGCCAGGCUCAUCAACAGCUCGGAGGGGGCCGUGGGACGCAGCCUGAAGCCACUGUACCAAAAAAACACCAGCCAGCUCGCUUUCCUGCUCUACAAUGACCAACCACCUAAACCCAAUAGGACUCAGGACACUUCCAGCCGUGGACACACGAAGGGUGUCCUGCUUCUGGACCACGAUGGGGGCUUCUGGCUUGUCCACAGUGUGCCACGCUUCCCUCCACCCACCUCCUCUGUUGCAUACCACUGGCCUGACAGUGCCUGUACCAAUGGGCAGACCCUGCUGUGUGUGUCUUUCCCCCUCACCCAGUUCCUGCAGAUUGGCAAGCAGCUGACCUACACCUUCCCUCUGGUCUAUGACUAUAAGCUGGACGGGAUCUUUGCCCAGAAAUUCCCUGACCUGGAGGAUGUGAUCAAGGGCCACCACAUUCGCCACCAACCCUGGAAUAGCAGUGUAACACUCACAUCACAGGCAGGGGCUAUUUUCCAGAGCUUUGCCAAAUCUGGAAACUUUGGAGAUGACCUGUACUCUGGCUGGUUGGCAGCAGCCCUUGGCAGCAAUCUACAGGUCCAGUUUUGGCCAAACUCUCCAGGCAUCCUGCCUUCUAACUGCUCAGGGACCUGGAAAGUUCUGGAUGUGACCCAGAUAGCCUUCCCUGAGCCAGCUGGGCCAACCUUCAAGGCCACAGAGGACCAUUCUAAAUGGUGCGUGGCCCCAGAAAGACCUUGGGCUUGUGUAGGUGACAUGAAUCGGAACCAAAGAGAGGAGCACCGGGGUGGGGGCACAUUGUGUGCCCAGCUGCCAGCUCUCUGGAAGGCCUUCAAGCCCCUGGUGAAGGCCUGGAAGCCUUGUAGGCAGGAAAGCUGGAUUAAGAAGCCCAGCAGAGAACAGGCUAAAAGCUAAGCGCUAAGGCUCAAGAAUCCAUUUGGACUUGACUUCGAAUCUCCUGUUCAGCCCUCUAAUUGUAUGACUUUAAUUGUGUGCCUCAA
This is a messenger RNA of Otolemur garnettii (small-eared galago), 1390 nucleotides long. It is a transcript of the gene DNASE2, whose product is annotated as deoxyribonuclease 2, lysosomal. The coding region runs from base 204 to 1304 and encodes 366 amino acids. The record is from RefSeq and is a predicted model, not a curated record. Lineage: Eukaryota; Metazoa; Chordata; Mammalia; Primates; Galagidae. Gene Ontology annotation, molecular function: deoxyribonuclease II activity. Gene Ontology annotation, biological process: apoptotic DNA fragmentation. The transcript is spliced from 6 exons.